AUGGUCGACUUUGGAAGAGCACAACCUCCCAAAUACUCGGUCUCGGCCUCCUCGGCUUCUAUCAGACAACGGAACUCAACCGCCACCGCCUCCUCCAUCACGCAGUCAGAUCCGCCUUCGCCUCACUUCUCACAAUUGGACACACCGCAACCCCUUGGGUCACCGCAACCCUUAGAGUCACCGCAACCCCUAGAGUCACCAUCACCCUCGUACGAACAAUCUGAAUUUAAAAUUGUUGAGGACGUUGCUGGUCAGGACCAACCUCUGGAUGCCACUUCCGAGGGAUCGAGUUCCUUCUCGGGUUCUUCGUCGUCAAGCAUUAGGUCAGAUGUGCCCGAUUUCGCCUAUCUUGUCAACAGGCAGGCGGCCAUGUUUGGAGCCUUUUCACAGUUCCUCUCCUCCCUCAACACGCCCAUCAUCCUCGACGACAAGAACAGCAACUCCUAUCCGUAUCGCGAGAACAUCAGCAAUGGCUACCACCCCGACGAUACCGAUCAAGUCGCGGAGCAAGACUCUUACGGCCUCGAAGCUCGCUCAGCAGCCUCCGGAAGAGAGGCCCUACCACUCUACAUGUCCAUGAAGAUGUCAGAGCUCGCAGUGAUCGAUCUAAAGGUGGCCGCCAAGCAUUCGCUCCUCCCAGCCCAGACUCGGACACUUCUGGUCGACCAUCUGGGGUACUUUCAAAUGGCAGCCAAGACCCACACGAGGAAGCUACAGUUCUUAGAGGCGAGGAACAAAGGGUGGGUCGACGGCGUGAUUGCUCGCAAUGUGUACUUGGGCGCAGAGCUGAAACGACUUGAAGGGAUGUCAAGCGAGCAAUAUAUUGUUCAGAAUGAUGUUUGGGCCCGUUUAUGCAAGUUCUUUUGCACCUCUCCUCAUCUUAAUGACCAUCGUCUUCAUGCCAGCAAGGUGGCGUCCGUCGAAAAGACACUUGAUCGAUUGUUCUUCAGUGCCUUGAAGGAAGACCGGAAACAGUUGCAGAUGACAAUUUUGCAGGUCCAGGAGUUGCAGCAGAGGCAAGCCAUGGACCAAACGCGCCAGACUAUCCAGGAUAUAUUGGGUCAUGAACGCGGACAACAGGAACAACUCCAACGCGACAUCAUGGCGUACGUGUGGACACACCUGGGUGGCCACCAGUUCGAGCAAGAAACCUACCGCAAUAACCUCGCACUGCUGAGGACCAUGGACAAGCAACAGAAGCAGACAGGCGGACAUCUUCAAUGGAUCCUCUUGGAGCUGACAGGGUUCGAGGCAGAGCUAGAGAUGCUGUGGGAGCGGAUGUCCGAUGUAGGGGUCAUUGAGCCUCAAGAGGGUACAGGAAAGGGCCAGAGCCAGGGACAGGGAAAAGGACAGGGUACAGCCAAGAGAGCAAACGGCAAAAAGAAGACGGCCAUCUCACUACAGGAUGAGAUUAACCAAAUCGAGACCAUGACCAACAAUCUGAAGGCGAGAAAAGUUCCGGCUUUCUAA
Messenger RNA from Linnemannia hyalina, 1470 nucleotides. NCBI's taxonomy places the organism in Eukaryota, Fungi, Mortierellomycota, Mortierellomycetes, Mortierellales, Mortierellaceae. The record is from the annotation of a GenBank genome assembly.